Molecule: messenger RNA, 2408 nt
Organism: Oenanthe melanoleuca
Lineage: Eukaryota; Metazoa; Chordata; Aves; Passeriformes; Muscicapidae
Gene: TOE1
Product: target of EGR1, exonuclease
Exons: 7
Coding region: 197-1831 (544 amino acids)
Biological process (GO): snRNA 3'-end processing
Cellular component (GO): Cajal body; cytoplasm
Molecular function (GO): snRNA binding; metal ion binding; 3'-5'-RNA exonuclease activity
Source: RefSeq, a predicted model, not a curated record
AACGCCUGUUGACUUAAAUCCAAAUUUCGGUUGAAAACGGAUUUUGAGAACGGUAACAAACUCCACCGGGGCCGGCAGAAGCCGGGCCGGCCGCGAGGGCGGGCGGCGCUGGGCGCGGAGCGGGUAAGGCGUGCGGGGCCCGCGGCGGGCAGGCGGCGGGCAGGCGCGGCGGCGGAGGCCCCGUGCGGGCGCGGUCAUGGCGGGCCCGGCGCGGGUGCCGGUGGUGGACGUGCAGAGCGACAACCUGGCGGAGCUGUGGCCGUCCAUGGUGCUGGCGCUGCGCUCCGCCACCUUCGUGGCCGUGGACACGGAGCUGAGCGGCCUCGGCGCCAGGAAGUCGCUGCUGAGCCCGUGCAUCGAGGAGCGGUACAAGGCCGUCUGCAGCGCCGCCAGGACGCGCUCUGUCCUGUCCCUCGGUGUCGCUUGUUUCAAGCAGCUCCCGGAGAAGUCCGAGAACACGUACCUGUGCCAGAUCUACAACCUCACGCUGCUCUGCACCGAGGAUUAUGUGGUCGAGCCCCAGUCAGUGCAGUUCCUAGUGCAGCACGGCUUUGACUUCAACAAGCAAUAUUCCCAGGGGAUCCCUUACCACAAGGGCAACGACAAGGGCAACGAGAGCCAGAGCCUGAGUGUUCGGACGCUUUUCCUGGAGCUCAUCCGGGCGAAGAAGCCGCUCAUUCUCCAUAACGGCCUGAUCGACCUGGUGUUCCUGUACCAGUGUUUCUAUGCUCACCUCCCGGACAGCCUGGGCACCUUCACCGCCGACCUCUCCGAGAUGUUCCCAGCGGGAAUAUACGACACCAAGUACGCCUCGGAGUUUGAGACUCGCUUUGUAGCGUCCUACUUGGAGUACGCCUACAAGAAGUGCAAGCGAGAGAACUGCAAGCUGAGGGACUCCAGUGGGCAGCACCUCAUGGUGGAGUUCUGCAACUACCCCGCCAACAUGUCCCGCUACAUCGACUACCGCUACUGCUCUCUGGAAGAAGAAAGCCACAGUGCUGCAGGGGGGAAUAAGGUGCCUGUCUGUGAGAGAUUUUCGGCCUAUGGCUGGUGUCCAAAAGGGGUGAAGUGUCCACAGUCUCAUAACAUUGACCUCAUCAUUGACGAGGACGACAAGCUUUGGGAGAAGCGAAAGAAACGGAAGCACAAAUGGAAGCAUCGGAAGAACAUGAAAGUGCUUGCAACACCAUUCCAACAGGAAAGCUCAGGGGAAAACAUGGAGCAAGCUCAGAAUGGGGAGGAAGGACCACCACGGAAGCAGAGCUGCUAUGAGCCUGCAGCUACUACAGAGCUGGCAGAGAUCACAUCCAACGGGGAGGGCAGGCCACUGGAGGAGAUCUCCAUGGACAUGGAAACAGAGGUCAGCUCAGACACCAGACACUGGGAAGAGAAUCUGGGGAGCACUGAAAGAACUGACCAGGGAACAGCUGCCCAGAGCUCUUCUGCAAAGGGAAACACCUCUGGCAGUGACCAAGUGAAGAAGUCGUCAAAGGUUCCCACUGGGUUGGGCUCGGCUAGUCACCCAGCCACCCCUGAGACUGAAGCAGCAGGUGCUGCAGGAAAGGAGAAGGAAAGCCACGACCAUCCUUCGCAGGGGGGCACACACCGAGCUGGCUUUGAUGCAUUCAUGACUGGCUACAUCAUGGCUUAUGUCUGGAUGCUCAAGCAAGGAAAAAACACAGACGCUGGUGCAGGGCCCUGGUUGCCAGAGUGCCAUAAUAAACUGUACCUCAGUGGGAAAUCAGUGCCAUUGCAAAUAGUGAAGAGCUUGUUUUCUAAAUCUUCCAAAGCUCACAGUGAGAAGAUAAAGUUGGCCUGGGACAGUGCAUAGAGCUACAGAACUCCUCAAUAAACUCUGCUUUUUUUCUCCUCCAAGUUUUGGAGUUCUUUCUUCCAUCAAGAACUCACCUAACCUAAAAGGGAAGAGGUUUCAUAUUUUCUUGUUUCUGUUUUAACAUCUGACUGAUUAAAUUGCUCUCAGUUGGAGUUGCCCGUGUUCCUUAGUGGCAUGCUGGGAUGUGACGGGAGGGAUGAGGCUGAAGGGGGAGAAAUGCACCUUUGGCUAAAGCAUGCACAGAUGAGACCUUUGCCCCUACAGGAGAAAAGGGAAGGAGAAAGUUCCGCCCAAAUGGGCCAGCUGAUUCUAGUGCUGGCUAGCUGCAUGCAGAACCAAGCCGUAGCAGGUCUUCAGACUUGUUCAAAGGCGAGAGGCAGUGAGGUUGAAAGCCAGAUACGUGAUCCUGAGAAACUGCACAGCUUCCUGUGCUACUGAGGCUAUUUAGGGCUAGAACAGAGCAGCCACCAUGGCAAGUACCCUGCAGGCUGCUAUCAAAAGCCAUGCUAUCUGGUAGAUCACAAGAUAUGGCCUACUCUUCAGAGUGCUGUAACACAGAGCAGGAAAAAAGAAA